This is a messenger RNA of Monomorium pharaonis (pharaoh ant), 2364 nucleotides long. RefSeq lists its product as uncharacterized. NCBI's taxonomy places the organism in Eukaryota, Metazoa, Arthropoda, Insecta, Hymenoptera, Formicidae. The record is from RefSeq and is a predicted model, not a curated record. The transcript is spliced from 2 exons. Bases 73 to 795 code for a protein of 240 amino acids.
AAUCAAUUUCAUCAUAAUUAAAACAUUUUGUAGACAAAAGAAACAAAAAUUAAAGAUGCAUUUGACCGAGAAAUGUCUUUCAUGGAUAGUGGUUGUAAAUCUGAUAGAAUCACAAAUACUAUUUUAUACAUGCUUGCAGUUGAUAAAAUGCCACUAUCAGCAGUCGAAAAUAAAGGUUUUAAAAAAUUAAUGAAAACAAUUGUGCCUCUGUAUAAAGUUUCAAGCAGGAGGACAGUAACUAGACUGCUUGAAGAUCGAUAUAAAACAUUAAAAAAUAAUUUUAUAGCUAAAAUCGACGGAGCUAUUUGUUACAGUCUUACUUGUGAUAAUUGGACUGACAUUACUAAUCAAAGUUACCUUGGUGUGACUAUUCACUAUCUAACAGAUGAAUUAAAAAUGAAGAGUGGCUGUAUUGGUGUUUUCCCUUUAUACAAAAAUCAUACUGCUGAAUAUCUCGCAAAAUCUUUAAAUACAAUUAUCAAAGAAUUUAAAUUAAAUUGUUCAAAAAUUACAGCGAUUAUCACAGACAGUGCAGCAAACAUAAAACUGGCGAUAGAAAAAACAGUGGGAAAGUAUAAACAUUUAGCUUGUUUUGCGCAUAUUUUGUCGCAUCUUGUACCGGACGCAUUAACCAGCAUGUCUGAUACUCAAGAAAUUAUUCAUAAAGUAAAAAAGAUUGUCACCACUGUAAGGAAAAGCAUUGUUGCAUCAGAUGAACUAAAAAACUUACAGCUUCGUGAUGGAAAAACAGAAGGAACUGUAUUAAGAUUCAUACGAGACGUUCCAACGCGUUAGAAUUCUACAAUAGUGUAGAAUGUUAUAUUAACAUAUAUAGAUAUGUUAGACAGAUUUCUUGAGUUAGAAAAGUACGUUUACCCUGUGAUACUAAAAUGUGAGAAACCUUUGGAUAUGUUAAGACAUGACGAAAUCAAAACAUUAAAAGAAAUGAUAUCUAUUAUGAGACCAAUCGAACGUGCUAUCACAGAAAUUAGUGGAGAAGCAUAUCCAACGUGUAGUAUUAUUAUCUCUCUAGUGCGUUGUAUGAAUGUUACAAUUUAUUUUAACAAACCUGAUACACAAAUUGGAAUUACAUUUAAAGAAAAAUUACAAUCGGCAAUCAACAAUCGAUGUAAAAAUUUUGAAAAUAAUAAAAUAAUGAGCAUUGCAACCAUACUGGAUCCUCGUUUUAAAAAAUUACACUUUGAAAAAUCUUUAGCCGCUGCAACUGCAGUACAGCAUAUUGAAUCGGAUUUAAAAAAAUAUAGAACAUUGAAGGAUCCACAAAUAGAUAGAGAGUUAAAUACUGAAAUGACUGUUAGGCAAUACAGUAAUUUAUGGGAUUUUCACGACAAUUUAGUAGCCAAAAAUAAUAACUGUACAGAAGAAUUAAAUGAAGUGAAACAAUAUUUAAAGCAACCCAUUAUUGAUCGAAAAGAAGAUCCAUUUAAAUAUUGGAAAUCCAUGAAUCAUAUUUUUCCAUCUUUAUAUCAUGAAGCAGUGAGAUACAUUAGUACAUUGGGUACUUCAGUUCCAUCAGAAAGAAUCUUCUCUCAAGCUGGUGAUAUAAAAAAUGAUGACCGAAGUAGAUUAACCGGCGAACAUUUAAAUAUGUUAUUAUUUCUCAGUUCGCUUACUGACGAAGAUUGGGCGUUGGAAUAAAAGUAUAAUAAAAUUUUCCACUAGAGGGGAAAACUAAUUCCAUUAAUUGAGUAAAAAUUUGUUAUUCAUAAGAUUUAAGAAUAAGUUUUUAACUUGUUUGCAAUUAAUAUUAAGAAUAUAAGUUUUUAACUUGUGUGCAAUUUAUGCUAAACGUAUUAUAUGUGUUAUAUUGUUUUAAGAUUAAAAUAAUACAUAAGUUUGUUUAAACACUGAGCAAAAUAUAGAUUAGCUCGUAAAUAUUAAUACCGUUAUUAUUUCUUAGGUCGCUUAUUAUCAAAGACUGAAUAUUAAAAUAAACAUAAUCUUAAUUUUUUUAUCUCAGUAAUAUAUUUUGUCGAUGACAUAGUUCUAUUAAAUAAUUUUAAAUAUAUUAUUUCUAAUGUAUUUGUUGUUUCAUUAAUUAAAUACUGUAUAAAAUACAUGUCUUGUUAAAACAUUGCAUCUGUUCUUUAAUUCUUAAAUUUUUAUUAAUUUCAUAUUUAUUUCAAAUAAUCUAAAAACAUCGUAAGAUUACAUUAAAUAUUUUAUUAAAUAUUGGAUAUCAUUUGUAAAAUAUUAAAUGUAAGUGUGAAUCUCUCAUAAGACUAAUUAAUACACAUUUGUCACACAAUACAUUUUUCAAGCUUGUUAACUGACUAUGAAAAGAAAAUGAUAAAAAUAGACAAUUAUAAGGUUUUGAUUAAUAAAAUUACAAAAUAUAAUAAA